This is a messenger RNA of Striga asiatica, 861 nucleotides long. NCBI's taxonomy places the organism in Eukaryota, Viridiplantae, Streptophyta, Magnoliopsida, Lamiales, Orobanchaceae. The record is from the annotation of a GenBank genome assembly.
AUGAAACUGCACAAAUUUAACAACUUCAAAUUCUCGUACAUAAGUGGCAAUGUGAAGGAAGCUGUUCAUUGUACACCGAUAACAUUGAAUACACUCAAACGGCCAGAAAGCCCUGAAAUGUCCAUUUCCAAUCUUGGUGCAAUAAUUGCUCUUUACCCAAUCAAGGUUUUGAGCCUCAAAUAUACUCGACAUAUCAUAUGGUAUUGUGUUUAUGACAAAAGUAAUCAUGAUCAGAUAUCGAAGAGGGAAUAUCAAAUGCAAAUACAUGACCCCGUAAUCAAAUCAAUUAUACGACCUGGGUCUUUGGCGAUGAAACUCAAUACACGUAUGGAAAGGCACAUUAUCUUUGCCCAUAAACUGGUAAAGUUCUACAUCGUCGGGAUUCUUCCACCACUUUUCCCAAUCUGGUGUGUGGCAUGCACCCUUCUCGGAGCCAAGCAUGUGUUGCUUGGACAGCAUUUUGACUCCAUCCUCCAGCUACUGACAUGCGGCGGAUAUAUUCUUCUAAUCGGUCCUUCAGCAGAGGAAGUUCAAGAAACAAGUGGUUCGUAUCCCGAAUGCGUGGAGUGUGGCGACAAACCUGCUCCAGUAAUUCCGUCGGAUUUAAAAGCUUCUGGCACUUUUCACACUGAUCGCCACGGGCAGAGUCAUAAUUGCAAAAUGGACAAUUACCUUCCACAAGCCUAUCAGCCAAGAAUCUUACGCAUGUAUCACAGAAUAGCUUCACAGGAAAAAAUGAAAAACUUCACAAUGAUGCAAAAUUUGGACAUAGAACUCAAGACUAAAGAUUAUGGUAAAUUUAUACUCACGUACGUCACUGGAAUGCAUCCACAACCACAUGUUGCUCAAGUUGGAACCUGA